AGUUUGUUGGAGGAUUCUUCUCUCUCUCUCUUCUCUUUCUCUCUCUCUUUCUUUCUCUCUCUUAUCAUCUCUCUCCCUCCAAAGACGGCGACUGUAAUCUUAAAAUCAAUCUUUCCUUCAUCGUAAGAUCUCACCGGAGAAAAUAUAACAAAAGAAAAAAACUUCACUCAGAUCAGAUCUCUUAAAGCUCACAUCUUUUACCUUUAUUUCUUUCUCUUUCUCGUUUGGUGUUUUUUUUUUUUUUUUUUCCGGUUGUAUCUUAAACACGGAGGAGGUGUAGAGAUUUUUUCACCGUGGCUUAAGAAAACGGAAGAAGAAAGAAGAAGAAAUAUGGAAGCUAACGGGAAUGAAAGCUUGGUGAAUCCGAAUCUGAGUCAGAGUCAGGAGAGAGAGUUUAUUAGAAGACAUCAUCAACAUGAGCUUCUUCAGAAUCAGUGUAGCUCUACGCUUGUUCAACAUAUCAACGCUCCUGUUCAUAUCGUGUGGUCACUGGUGAGAAGGUUUGAUCAGCCGCAGAAGUAUAAACCAUUUAUAAGUAGGUGUGUGGUGAAAGGGAACAUGGAGAUUGGUACAGUAAGAGAGGUCGAUGUCAAAUCUGGUUUACCAGCUACUAGAAGUACUGAGAGGUUGGAGUUACUUGAUGACAAUGAGCAUAUUCUCAGUAUCAGAAUCGUUGGUGGUGAUCACAGACUCAAGAACUAUUCAUCGAUCAUCUCACUUCAUCCUGAGACUAUAGGAGGAGGAGGAGGAGGAGGAAGAACAACAGGAGGGACACUUGUGAUUGAGUCAUUUGUGGUUGAUGUACCAGAAGGGAACACAAAGGAUGAGACUUGUUACUUUGUUGAGGCUUUGAUCAAAUGCAAUCUUAAAUCUUUAGCUGAUAUCUCUGAACGUCUUGCCGUUCAAGACACCACUACUGAGUCUGAAACUGACUGAUUGAAUCAAUGAAUGGAGAGGUCUCUUGAGAGUUUUGGUUUGUUGCUGCCAUGGAUGAAGCUCUCGAGAGUGAAAAAAAGUCUCUUUGAGGAUGGACAAGGCCAAAACUAAAAACAGUAUCAUCAUUGUUACAUCAUAAGUUUUCCUCUCAUUUGUCUAUUUUUGGGGGUCUUUUCACUUUCAUUCCAACCCUCUUCUUUUUUUUUUUGAUGUGUCUAAUUUUAAUGAAAUGUUUUUUGGUUUCUCUCUAUAGUAACCAAAAUAUGAUUUUGGAGUUUGGCUUUAGCCACUUGCAGGAAUCUUUUUACAAUUUGCAGAGACCAAUGUUAAAAAAGUGUGAUCAUGGGGUUCCACUCUCUUCACACUUUUAGUUA
Molecule: messenger RNA, 1310 nt
Organism: Camelina sativa (false flax)
Lineage: Eukaryota; Viridiplantae; Streptophyta; Magnoliopsida; Brassicales; Brassicaceae
Source: RefSeq, a predicted model, not a curated record